Molecule: messenger RNA, 576 nt
Organism: Chlorella variabilis
Lineage: Eukaryota; Viridiplantae; Chlorophyta; Trebouxiophyceae; Chlorellales; Chlorellaceae
Exons: 5
Coding region: 1-576 (191 amino acids)
Molecular function (GO): protein binding
Source: RefSeq, a predicted model, not a curated record
AUGCUGCCCUUUGAAAUUGAGAACCUGGUGGACGAGGAGGCGGGGCCGCCUGGGUUUCUAUGGAUGGACGAGUGCGAUCCGGCGGCAGUCGACGAUCGCAUGCCAGACCAUGCUGGCUGCUUUGGAGGGUGCGGCUUGGUUCUAUCAAGCGCCGGCUCGCAGCAGCCUGCAGUCACCCUGCAGAAGCGCAGCGGCAAGGGAUGGGGCGUGUAUGCCGAUGAGCCGCUUCCUGCAGGAUCCCUGCUGGGGCAAUAUGGGGGAGAGUACAUCUCGAAUGCUGAGGCGCAGCGGCGGCUGAAAGAGUACGACACAAGCGGCGGCGGGCACGCCCUGCUGGUGCUGCGCGAGUGGCUGCCCUCGGGGACAGCCGCCAUCCGCCUCAACAUCGACGCCACGCGCCGCGGCAACCUGGCCCGCUUCUUCAACCACUCCUGUGACGGCGGCAACCUGCAGCUGCUGCUGGCCAGGCACACCGGAUGCUUGUUGCCGCGGGUGGUGUUUGUGACCAGCAGGGCUGUGCAGCAGGGGGAGGAGCUGACGUGCCCGCGCGGCGCUCCCCUCCCAUACGUGAACUGA